This is a messenger RNA of Exophiala bonariae, 330 nucleotides long. RefSeq names its product COPII-coated vesicle protein (gene ERV14). The transcript is spliced from 3 exons. The record is from RefSeq and is a predicted model, not a curated record. Gene Ontology annotation, cellular component: COPII-coated ER to Golgi transport vesicle; endoplasmic reticulum membrane. The coding region runs from base 1 to 330 and encodes 109 amino acids. Lineage: Eukaryota; Fungi; Ascomycota; Eurotiomycetes; Chaetothyriales; Herpotrichiellaceae. Gene Ontology annotation, biological process: endoplasmic reticulum to Golgi vesicle-mediated transport.
AUGUCGGGCGAAGCGUGGUUAUACCUGCUCGCUGUCCUUAUAAAUGCCGUCAACCUCUUCCUACAGGUCUUCUUCACCAUCAUGUACAGCGAUUUGGAAUGCGACUACAUCAACCCUAUCGACCUCUGCAACCGCCUCAACACCUAUAUUGUUCCCGAAGCCGCUGUUCACGCAUUCUUGACGUUUCUCUUCCUCAUCAAUGGGUAUUGGUUGGCUAUUCUGUUGAAUCUGCCUCUCCUAGCCUUCAACGGGAAAAAGAUCUUUGAUAACCAACAUCUGCUUGAUGCCACUGAGAUCUUCCGAAAAUUGAACGUGCACAAAAAGGUGUGA